Messenger RNA from Diaporthe batatas, 1753 nucleotides. RefSeq lists its product as uncharacterized. The transcript has a single exon. The coding region runs from base 189 to 1496 and encodes 435 amino acids. The record is from RefSeq and is a predicted model, not a curated record. Lineage: Eukaryota; Fungi; Ascomycota; Sordariomycetes; Diaporthales; Diaporthaceae.
ACCCAACGUGGGGGUUGCAUGAGAUCAGCUGCGACACCAGACAGACCAGACCACAAGACAAUGUCCCACCUCGGUCAAGAUCCUGAUCUCCGCUUUCUGUCCCGUCGAGCUUUCACCUCAGCUCUGUCCAAACUCAUGUCCCUGUCAGACCAAACCCGCCCGGAUAGUUAACUGGCCAUCCUGUGUAAAUGGCGUCAGGUCAGUCCACAGCUGGGGAUGAUGCGACUGGUGACUUCUUUGAGCGUUGCGGGCUCCCUCGAGAAUCAUGUGUGCGGUGUUGGGACCUGGCACGGCAUUUGUUUCCAGACGAAUGCAUUGCAGAGACGAAGCCGCAAGGGUAUUGUUCUUACACACUGAGCGUUGGGGGCGAGACAAUUCUUCAGUUCCGACCAGAGGUCCACAGGCUUGACAUCAGGAUAACAACAGCGGCCCAGACCAUCUACGGGAGCCUCGCACCGCCGACUAAAUCACUCGACGUCCUGAACAUUCGGAAAUCAUGCCAUUCAGACGGUAUCGUGGAGUUUUCACAUCAACAGCCCGUGGACGAGGCAGUCGUGAUUGAUGACGGUUGCUCCAAGUCCUAUGCCUCACUACAUGUCUACUCCAUGGCGAGGAUACCAGGCAUUUCAGUGGCCGAGCUGCGGGCCUCCUCGGAACUGUCCACGUUACCGGCAGCUGAGUUACGGCGUCGACGACAAGAUGUGGUCAGUGAGUUCGCCAGGUUCGUCGCCGUCAGUUGGAGUUCCGCGCUUCCGGCAUCAGACCCGACCGUAUCCAGAAUACGGGGCAGGAUAGGAGGAUCCAUCAGAUGGCGGCUACAGCAAAUGCAUGCCCGCCUCCCGGCACGAUUUCAGUCUUCCGUGGGCAGUGUACUGGAUCAGUUGGACGGCAUUGAGUCGCUUCCGUGGGUGCUGACACACGGGGACGUUGUCCCGGCCAAUAUGAUGGUCCAGAACCCACAAGACGCUUCUUCAGGGGCAGUGGUCUUAUCUGGCUUCCUGGACUGGGCCGAAGCGGAAUAUCUCCCAUUUGGCGUAGGUAUGUAUGGUCUCGAGGCUCUCCUGGGCGAGCCUGACUGCGAGGGCCGCUUUGGCUACUAUUCCGAGGCAAAAGAGCUGCGGGAAUGUUUCUGGACGAGGCUGGAGGCAGAAAUGCCCGAGCUGAGGCUUCGGUCUGGGGCUGAAGGCUUCAGGGAGAAGGUUGAGGCCGCGCAUGUCAUUGGCGUCUUGCUGUGGCACGGAAUCGCGUUUGAUAACGGUAGACUGGAUCGGGUGGUGGACGAGAGUAACCCCGAAGAUGCGGAGGAGGUAAGGAUUCUCGACCUUUUCUUCUCUUGUGACGAGGAAUCCAGGGACGAGCAACUCACAUCGGCACACCCUUUGCGACCGGGUAGUAAUGGAUCUGCCAAGGCUUUCGACCUCGGUCGAGUGAUUCGUGAUGCUUGGGCAUGUCUUGGGCGUUUGAAUUUCGGGGAUAGACGCAUGACCAGUUCGUAACAAUGCCUUCUUAUAUGUUCUCAUAUUAUGGUAGGGUCAAAUCAUGGGUCUGGCUGCUCAAAAAAGGGGGACAUGAGAAAAGUUGGACUUUCAGCUGGACAAGAAGAGACGGGGAGCUUGUCUCAUGGCUGGGCGAUGGUGGUAUGCUGCCACGCAAACCAGAGCCGCCAGGUCCCAGGUCCGGAGCUAUUUCUGGGUUCAGUAUUACGGUUCUUACUGUUCUGAAUAGACCCCCCGGCAAAGACCCUCUCCAGUCA